Epinephelus lanceolatus (giant grouper) is the source of this 4122-nucleotide messenger RNA. RefSeq lists its product as uncharacterized. Lineage: Eukaryota; Metazoa; Chordata; Actinopteri; Perciformes; Serranidae. The record is from RefSeq and is a predicted model, not a curated record. Gene Ontology annotation, biological process: regulation of gene expression. Gene Ontology annotation, cellular component: nucleus.
GGUAGGAGGCAGACAGACAGAGAAGAAGCUACUAUAGCUUAGCCUCCUUUUACCUGCUCAGCAUUGAAAUACGUAGGCUUUCCACUACAGCUGUAAUGGUCUGACCAAACCUCCAACAUCUCCUAACCCUGCAAGAGGAGGUAAACGGUAUUUUCUGAACGACGGAGCAGCCAGCGAGCCACCGACCGUAGGAAGAAUGUCCAGCCGUCUGGCCUUUCAGACCCAGCUGGCCUCCAUCAUGGAGGUCCUCGCUAAUGCAGCUGUGGCGGAGAUCUGUAAGCUGGUGGACGACGACUAUGCGGUGGUGAGUUUGCAGAUGUCGCAGUGCCAGAGAGAGAACAAAGCCCUGAAGAGAAAGCUGCAUCUGCUGGAGCUGAAGAUGGCCCGGGGAAACGCCGAGAGGAGGCUCAGAGAGAGCGCCAUGAACAGCAGCCGAUCGAGGGUGCAGAUCAACACCAGCGACAGGCUCCGGGAGUCCUCGCCUUCCACCGGCAGCGUGUUUGAGCGACGGAUGGAUGUGGCCCUGUGGUCUAGUAGAGUGGCUGCAGGUGAAGGAAACAGCAAGCGGAUACACUCUGACAGCAUCCAGAGUAAGUCUCCAGACGUGGAGCUGGUGGAGCCAGAGGCAGUGCUGGUGAAGCAGGAGAAGGUGGAGGCAAACAUGUCCCAAGAGACAGAGGAAGAUGUGCCGCUCAUAGGAGAUGAUGGAGUGGUGGAGUGUGUCCCUCGUGGACCUGCAGGACAGAGACCCACCAUUGAACAGCAAGACACCCAGUCCACCACCAGUCAGUCCCGGUCCCAGAUCCAGAGCAGCAGGACGAGGCAUACCGGAAGCAGCAGCAGCAACAGCAGCAGCAGAGGAGUGGAGAAAGAGGAGGAGCCAGAUGUGGUGCUGGUGAAGGUAGAGGAGGUAGAGCCGGCUACGGGAACUCAGAGCCAGACAGGCCUCAGCAUACAAGAGGGGUUGGUGGAGUCGAGCACCGAUGACUACAGAGCAGUUCUACCAUUUGAUGAAAUCACACAGACUUCCACCAAUCAGCUGUCUGACCUGCAGGAGUCUGGGCGUGGCUUCUCAGAGUCUGCAGCACCCCAGUCGACGCCUGUGAUAUCCCUAGACCCCAGCAGUGUAGUGGCAGUCCAGCUGAGAGUACCAGACACCAACACACCAGCCAAUCCCAAAACACAACAACAGCAGAGAUCCAGUACCAACAACCCUCUCAACUCUGAAUACUCUCUGUUUGAACUGGAGACAUUCUUCAACCGCUGGGCCCCUGAUAAUGAGUCUGUAUCAGCCCGCGGUGGCCCUUCAUGUCCUUUCACCACUGACGACUCAGCAGAGUGUGACCAGGAUGGAGUUAUUAUUGUAGAAACUGAAGCACAACCUCAACCUGUGCUUCAGGCACCACAAGGCUCAGUUUCCUCAGCAGUGAGGAUGAGUGGAGGGCAGAGUUGCUCCUCCAUUCAGAUCCAGCCAUCUGUGUCACAAGCCCUGUCAGCGGAACCAUCUGGGUCUAUGCCUCUGAGGAUGCAGGCUCCAUUUUCUCAGCCUCCAUGGAGCAGAAAACCAGUCAUGAUAAGAAACGCACAGGCUCAGCUGCUGCAGCAGCACCACAGCAUUCCCUCCGUACAGACCUCCACACUGUCCUCCACCACAGCUGCUGUCAGUAACACUCACAGUGGUGAUAAAACAACUCUCUCUAGUAUCAGCUCAACCAGCAGGACUAUGAGCUCCACAGUGACUCCCUCUGUCAGGGGAUCCACAGCAGCGUUUCGCAGCGUUGCACUUGCCGCACAGCAUCGAGCCAGCCUUCAGGCUCGUCACAAUGAAAGCCAAGCUGCAAGCAUCAUACCCAGCGAGCGCCGCAGAAAGAGCUACAUCUGCAGAACCUGUGGCAAGGCUUUCUCCGGCCUGUCCAAUCUGGAGUCCCAUGAAAGAGUCCACACGGGGGAGAAACCUUUCCGCUGCGACACCUGUGGAAAACGCUUCUCAGAGGCCGGGAACCUUAAGAAGCACCAGAGAGUUCACACCGGGGAGAAACCCUUCAGCUGUGACCAGUGUGGGAAGAGGUUCGCUUGGAUCUGCAACCUGAGGACGCACCAGCAAUCUGCCACAGGCUGCGGACCGCAAGCCAGAGGAGGGCUGGGACUGGGCUGAUGACAGAGGAGACGGUGGGGGACAGGACUGUUAAUGAUAGUAGUGUUUCAUUCACACACACAGAGGCACAUCGUUGCCAUUUCUUCAUUCUUAAAUAGGGAUACAACAACAAUACGAAGUGUGGAACAGUUACUAUAUUUACUAAUUCUGUCUUUUAUACUUCCACAUGUUUUGUAUCUUUGAUAUAUGAUGAAACACUGUAAGACCAUUAGCUUUCAGUUAAAAGACCAAACCAGUGUUUUUCAUUAGUUACAAAUCAUGUGUCCUUUACAUUUCUACUGGACGAUUACUAAAGUUAAGUUCUUUUUUUGAAGUUUUGAAUGUAUUGUUCCAGGCAGUCACUGCUUUCAUUUAAAGGUCAGGUGUGUAGGAUUUAGUGGGAUUUAGUGGAGUGUAGCAUGUAACAUGUCACGCCCAUCACGCCUCCUUUGCUUUCACGAUGUCAGCAUGCCGUGUAAAAUCACUCUGGAGCAGCACGAUGCUGACAUUGUUGGUUCUGUGUAAAAAUGCAAAGGUGGCAUAAAGAGGGGACUUGGUAGCUGCCCUGAAGUGUGAUCUCUGUUUAUAAAGGGCUGGUGAGGAAUGCAGACUGCAACCAGCUGCAACUUCUCUUGGUUAGAAUUCCUUCACUGUUCAUUGUUCAGGAGGUUUUUACUGGGAGCUGAAUUAUCCACAGAGGUCUCCUUCUCUCCAAAACAAACAGACCUGGUGAUUUAAACAGGUAAAAACACUAAAUAAAUCAGUUUCACAUAAUGAAUUAGUGUUUUUCUGACACUGCUCAUUGCAGAUGGGCUUCUAACUAUGGUAGGUGACGCGAAAACGGGAUAACACAAAUGGCCCUAUCUAGAGACACUGGUUUGUGUCUUCUGGGCCACUGUAGAAACAUGGUGGGGCAACAUGGUGAUCUCCAUAAACGUAGACCUGCUCCCUGUGUAGAUAUAAACAGCAUAUUCUAUGAUGACAAAAACACAUUGGGUCUCAUUCAUGAAACUUGGGCAGAAUGAAUUUGUGUGUAAACUGUUCGCAGAAGAACAUUUACAUGUAUUUUGGCAUUUAGGAGAGAGAACUGUUAAUUUAACACUAGAGUCUGGUGCUGACUGCUCCAGUGGAGGCAUGUCGCUCUCUCCCCUGACAGAGAUGUCUCUCUGAUGAUGCAAGCAAAGCACUCAUCUGCAGCUGUUGGAUUUUUUUGUGUGUGCGUGUAAUAAUGCGUUUUUUUGCAUUAUGUUUCAUAUCGAACCGUUUUCUUUUAAAUUUUUGGAUGGUUCUUAAAACAGAGGACAGAUGUUAGCUCCUUCCAGGCCUUUGAUCUACCUAUCCCUGUCAUACUACUACUAACAGAAAAAAAUAAAAUGUGUCUCUCAACCCCACUUUACCCAAAAUAACUUCACUUGUCGGAAAAGUUUUUCUUCCUCUCUCUCUUUCUUUGUUGGCUCCAUGUUCGCAGGUCAACAGGAUGCACCUAUCUAUAGUAAUCAUCACCUCCAUAUAUGGUGGUCACUGGCUAUUUAUGGGCUGGGAUGUAUGCUAUUUGCUGACUAGAGGGAGCAUGCUGUCAGUUUACAAUUGAUUGGCAUUCAUGAACAUACACAUACAAGUUUUCCAUGGCAUUCGUGAAUUUAGUGUUACUUUUUAGAACCAAGGUUUUUAAUGUGAAAACCUACUUACAGAUUUGCUAACAUUUCAUGAAUGAGACCCAGUGAUUUUUAUUUCAGGUGUUUAUACACUAAAGAAACUACAUGCUGUUAACAUUUCUCCCAGUAUAUCCCCCUAAAUCCUACACACUGGACCUUUAAUGCAGUUAAAGGUGCAGAUGGAGAUGAGGCUCAGCACUGCAGUACCACGCAACAGCUGACCUGUACAACAACAAUCAGACAUGAUGUUCACUGUGAUUCAUUUGAUUUUUCAAGUGUCUGCAAGUUGAUUUUCAUGUUCUACAGAAAUAAAGUGAGACUGAGGGCUGCCUG